Messenger RNA from Colletotrichum aenigma, 582 nucleotides. RefSeq lists its product as uncharacterized. The transcript is spliced from 2 exons. The coding region runs from base 1 to 582 and encodes 193 amino acids. Lineage: Eukaryota; Fungi; Ascomycota; Sordariomycetes; Glomerellales; Glomerellaceae. The record is from RefSeq and is a predicted model, not a curated record.
AUGUCUGCUAGCAGGAAGCUGCUACUCUUCUUCAUCUUGUUGUUUGCAAGAGCCGUGUCGGCAGAUGGUGGAGAUGACUUUGCCAACAAUCUCUUUUCGGAUCUGGAACCACUGCUGGCGCUCUUUGGAGAACGAGUGACUAUGCAAUUCAUGAGUGGCUCUAUGGGUUGGGCCGAUAACAUCAUUCUUGCGAUGGCUCCUCUUGGUAUUAUUACUGCUAUUGUAGGAGCAAUUCGAGUUGGUGCCCCGUCUUGGCUUAAGGCGGUGAUUGGCAGAGCUCGUGAGAAUCUCGCCGUAGCUGAAGCUGAACUCAUGUCGUCAACCUCGCAAGAAGUCUGCGAGCUGUGGAAUGGACAAGAGGUUGUGAGGUGUAUGGGAUCGCCUUCGGUCACCGAGUUCAUCUGUUUGUUGCCGGCCACCGAGAAGGACAGUCAGAGAAAUCCUGAAAUAAAGGUGGACAAAGAUUUAAGCGCAUUGGACGAUCAUGACAAAGAUCUUGAACGUGUCGGUAAGAAAUCUUUCUUCGCUACAUGGCAGGGCUCUUACUUUCCUCUCAGACUUGAACAUAAACGCCGAUAUUGA